AUGGUGCACUCCUUUCAGGAGGGUGUGCUGCAGCAGCAGGCGGCCGAAGGUCGGGCCAAUGAGCCGGAAACUCAGACCAAGUCAAGCCCCGAAGCUCAACCUCGGGAAGCUGGGAAAGUGCUUCAUGUAAGGGGGGGUGGCAUGCCGGGCCAGGCUUUGGCAGUUAACCAGAACGCUGCACGGCCCGACGGCGCGGCCCUGAGCACCGCGGUCGCCGAGCUCGAGCGGUGUUUGGCGAUCAACCAGGAGCUGCAGGCGGCAAACCAGGAGCUGCAGCAACGGCUGACCUCGAGCAAAGCGAUGCUGGAGCAACGGGACGAGCUGAUCCGCCAGAAUAAUGUGUUACUACGCGCCGCCACGCAAGCCAAGGAGGCUGCGCAGCAAAAGGCGAACGAUCUGGAGAUGCGCGUGUCGGCCAACAUGCGGACGAUUGCGACGCUGUCGACGGAGAUUGCUGAGAGCCGUGAAACGGAGCGCCUGGUGGCCAGCGCGCUGCUCCCGGAGGGCGACGGCGAGGCGCGGCUGGAGACGUUCCAGAGGCGCGUGCGCGACGCGCUCAACCGCCGGCGUCCUGCCGGGGGGGAGGUGCCCCGUCUUCCAGUGAGCUUACCGGGUCACUUUGGCGUUGAUCCCGCUCCCCCCUUCGCUCGAGGGACCCACUCUCCCCCCGGCGAUGCAAAACCCGGGGGGGGGCUCCACAUGAACGGACCCCCACCCCUCUUUCUGGCGACCUCAAUAAAACAUGUGCCCCCCCCUCCGUCAAUGGACCAGCGGGCCUGGGAGAAUGACGCGCUUCGAGGCACGCGGAACGGAAAUGCGCUCCAGGGGGGGGAGCCGGGCUGGUGGGGAGGGCCGCGAGGGACCCCCCAUUCAGAGGGGCUUCGCUUGGAGGCGGCGAUGCGAGAAUGGGGCAGCAAUGGUGGGCGGGCGGGCACUCAGGGUGACCAAUCUACGGUGCAACCCCUGGAACAGGGGGAUCCGAGCAGGCCCCACAACGCACCCCCCCAAAAUAAUUUGAGUCUAGUGGACUUGGUUGGUUCGAUGGAGUGGCUGGCUCGGCGGCAGCAGGCACAACAGGGCCCCGCCGUCUGGCCUGGAGGGGGGGUCCCAGGAGGAGAGAUUCACUCCCCCGGAGGGGACGAAACGAAAUGGGGGGGCGAGUCUAUGGGCGCCCAGCAUGCUGGGGGGAUCAACUUCAAUCUGCUGAACGGGCUCGCCACCGGGGGGGGGAGCAAUCGGCUACGACUGAGUCCCAGCCACAACUCUGCGUUUUCCGCACCGGCCAGCCGGGGGGUGAACCUCACGCCCAUCCACCCCCCCAUCACGCUGGCCGAGAUCUUGGCGCGCCCACAGAACUCUUCUCAGGGGGGGGCGAUGCAAUCGAGCCCCAGUAGCACACGGCUGGAGAAACAGCCCUCCGGGCAGUCGCAGGAGGUGUCGAAAAAGCGUUCCAGGGGGGGUAGGGGGCUGAAAGCGAAGGACGGGGAGGGGGACGGGGACCCCCCCGACUGUGAGGAGGCGGUCGCGAAGCGGGGCGCAAAGCCCCGGGGAAAAAGGGAGUGUCCGAUGUGCGGGAACCUGCUGGCGGCCGCAGCGGCGGACUGUCCGAAAUGCGGGCACAUAUUCCGGCCGUCAAAGUGGAACACACGCGCAACGCAAGGGCUUCUCGACGAGUCCCCCCGCGGUGCGAGACUCGCGCUGCAGCGCCCACCUAGCGAGGGGGGCAUGCUGCCGCAGCUGAGUCUUCGAAUGGGCCCGCACUCCGAGGGGGGGGCUCGAGAAGAGGUCGGCGAACACCGCUGGCGCCCAGAGGGUGGGGGAUUCCUCCCGUGCCGUGGCCUAGAAAUGGGGGGGGCACCACCCGGUUGGUGGCAUAGUGGGGGGGCAAGAGAUGAGUCUAGCUCGCAUGGGGGCCACGCCGCGUUUACGCAUCUGAUGGGGGGGGUGAAGGAGCAUGCCUCGGAGCAGGGGGGGCCAGCGGUAGGCAAUCCCACCCCCCCGAACUGGGCGCUCGAGGCGUUUGCUACCAUGACCGGGGUGAAAUACUCCGGGGAGGGGCAGGGUGCGGGCGCUUUCGGGAAUGGGGGGCCGCAUGCGCCGGACUGGGGGCGGCAACCGGGCGGAAUGCAGCCAGAGACAAGCGCCCGGGGGAUGCCUGGACCCGAGCGGAAUACUGGUGGAGGAAGGGGGAAGAAAAGAAAAGCAGCCGCGGCGACGCAGGGACCACUGCAGUCCUCCCGAACAGGGCCUAUUACGCAUGUGUUCAACUGGGGGGGGGAUCUUCGAGGAGGGCGUCCAAAAGCGCACGCGGCGGAAGAGAGUAACCCGAAGGAUGGGCCGGAGGUUGAGCUGUCUUUGGCAAGCCCGAACUCGGGGCAACCCCGGGGGACGCGGGAGCCACACAUGCAUAGCGAAGCUCUUGCAGCGGCAAGUGCACAUGGACUGAAUCUGAAUGGAGCGCAAAUUGCGGGCUACGUGAACACGUAUCCGAACACCGACCGGAACACCUUGGGCUGGGGGCGAGAAUUAGAUCUGACCAAAAAGUAGGGUAAGUUGAGCGAAUGAGUUUGACACAUCGUGCGGCAUGCGGACCCGGUGAGCUCAAAGGAUGGAUUGAAAGGUGUCAAGAUCUUGCAAAAGGUCUCGUGAUGAGGUCAGAUAACGUACAAGGUGAUCAACAAAGAAAGCCAGUGUUUCAACCGGAAUUUCUCUGAGGUAAUAUAGGACUGAUUAUUCUACCGCAAGAGCUAUACGAGGUGACAAUCAAGUGUGUUCACGAUUGCCAGCAGAUGUUUCGGUGCGGAGCCCGUGUAUGGUGAAUUGACAACAAAGUCAACCUUCGUGAUGGUCGG
Klebsormidium nitens is the source of this 2852-nucleotide messenger RNA. The record is from the annotation of a GenBank genome assembly. NCBI's taxonomy places the organism in Eukaryota, Viridiplantae, Streptophyta, Klebsormidiophyceae, Klebsormidiales, Klebsormidiaceae.